UCAUCAUCUGACUCAACACAUGGCGAAGAAAUACAUUAUUUUUUGCAGCAAAAGCCUUUUUUACUAGUGAAAUGAAAAUUUUUGCUUUAUAUUAAACUGUUUAUUUUAAAAUCGAGUCGAAAACAGAGAUUAGUAUGGAAGCCGCGAAAGUAUAGAUCUCCAUGAGAUGUUAAAAAUUUCAGUGAAGUGUGAUUCAAAGGAUCAAUUGAAGGUAAAAGGAAAGAAAGAAAAAAUGAAAUCAAAGUAUACGACGCAUGCGCUCCUUUUCCAAGGCAAUCGCUGAAAAGAAGAAAGCAAAGAGAUAUCGACGCAUUCGCAUUCAGAGGACGGGCUCAACAGGUGGCUCUUCGGUUUUGAACUUCUUUCUUUAGACAGGACAUAACGAACAAUUAAAAGACAAUGGCUUCCUCGAAGACAUUAGCAAUGAAGGUUGUGGAACUGGCACUGGCUGUCAUCAUUUACUGGCUGCACUAUGAAACGUACGAAGCAGAGCAGCUCCUCCAUCAGUUCAUCAUAAUGACUGCCUUCGCGGGUUUUCUCAUCGUCGUUAUCGGAAGUUUAAUUGCAUAUCUCACAGGGGGCAGCAAUGCGAAACAUUCGGACUUUUUCUAUUGUAUCGCCGGAGGUAUUCUCUACAUUGUUGCUGGUGCUCUUUCAAUACAUCACUUUCGCAAGUGGAGGUUCAGCUCUUCAACUACCAACCUCGGUCUCGCAAAGGGAGCUAUGGCGAUCAUACAAGGUUUCGUAUUCUUCGCAGAUAUCUUCUUUGUUUACAGUGGAUAAACUUGUCUUCUUCUCAAAAAAGGACAAACGAAUCGACCAUUUUUUCAUUGUAAAUAAAACCAAACUCACCAAACUUAUAUUUUUAUAA
Molecule: messenger RNA, 871 nt
Organism: Cimex lectularius (bed bug)
Lineage: Eukaryota; Metazoa; Arthropoda; Insecta; Hemiptera; Cimicidae
Exons: 5
Coding region: 400-783 (127 amino acids)
Biological process (GO): septate junction assembly
Source: RefSeq, a predicted model, not a curated record